Molecule: messenger RNA, 1311 nt
Organism: Encephalitozoon hellem ATCC 50504
Lineage: Eukaryota; Fungi; Microsporidia; Unikaryonidae
Exons: 1
Coding region: 1-1311 (436 amino acids)
Biological process (GO): protein localization to plasma membrane; GPI anchor biosynthetic process
Cellular component (GO): membrane; endoplasmic reticulum
Molecular function (GO): glucosaminyl-phosphatidylinositol O-acyltransferase activity
Source: RefSeq, a predicted model, not a curated record
AUGAAGGGAGCCCUUAGUGAAGUUGAAUUGUUUGCUACUACAAGCAUAGCACAGCUGUCUGUGUUGAUAUAUCACUUAGUAGUCCCAAGGUACGCUUUUCUUGAGUUUCUGUUUUCUAUAGUUCCGUUGUACCUUACAAUUGUAUUCCCUAAUCACUUGUGUUUGAUUUAUGCUUCAUUCUUCGCCUUAUUUGUUGUGAGCUUCCUGUCUACAAUAAUCCGAAGAUGGAUAAGAGGGAAGUCUACAGCGGUAUGGCCGAGAUCUGCAAUCGACAAUUCUUCCUUGUCCAUGAAGCAUCCUACAUCAACACCUCAAAAUAAUGGGAUAUAUGCAUCCGUUGCAAUAGAUAGGGUUCGAGUUCUCAUAAUGAGCUGUGUUGCUAUUACCAUAUUUGCAUCGGACUUCUCUUUCUACAAAGGAGGAAAAUUAGGAAAAAGUAUGAGUUACGGGCUUAAGCUGAUGGACAUAGGCGUAGGUUCCUUCGUAUACAAUGCGGGGUUCUUCUCUUCAAAGGCAACCCCACAAAGAAAGGUGGAGAAUGUAUUAUCAUCAUUCUUCUUUGGGAUUCUAAGGUACCUGUCCAAAGUGCUACUUAAGUUAGAUGUCAACGAUGCCGAGUUCGGCAUCCAUUUGAACUUUUUUCUGAUACUCGGUGUCCUGAACCUGGCUUCAUUGUUUAUAAACACAUGGGCAGACUUCUCAAUAGGAUUUGGGAUGUGUCUACUACACGAAGUCUUUCUGAAGUUCUUUGGGCUGGAAAAACUAAUAUAUACUACCAAAAGAUCAAAUAUAAUAACUGCAAACAUUGAGGGAAUCGCAUUUAUUUUGCCACAGAUGGGAAUGUUUCUUAUGGCCAGUGAAAUAUCAAAAGUCGUGUUCAAAAAGAAAAAUAUGGGCAUUAUUGUGCUGUAUAAUCUCUUUUUUGUCUCCAUAUUGUUGGGAGCCAGUACAUACUCGACAUCUUGUCGUAGGAUACACAACCUUUACUUCUGCAUGGUAAUAAUGCUUCUCCAUACUACGCAAGGAAUCGUGUUUGGAAUGUUCAAUAUGGCUUUCAAUAUUAGAGAUCUCAAAAUGCAUCGCUUCAUAAGCAAGUAUUUACUUUUUAUUCUGAUCUGGUCCAACCUGCUUGUAGGGAUAAAUAAGUUACUCGUUAAUCCUUCAGCAAUGCCUAACUAUUUGGGGCAUGGAUUGAAUAUCGCAUAUCUUACAGUUGUGUUCUAUCUUCCAUACAUAGCCUUAGAUAGAGGUAUUAUGAAAAGUUGCAAGCAAAUUAAUAGUAAGUUUUUUUCACUCAAGUCCGGAGGUUAA